AUGCCAAUCAUUGGUAAAAUAUCAAGAUCUCUUGCCGCUAAAACUGCAUUGGCAAUUAGAUAUGAUGCUCUAGGAGAUAACCAGGACAAUACAAUGGGAUUGGAGAAUCGGUUAAAGCUUGAAGCACGAUUGAGGAGUUUAGAAGGCAGAGAAUUGAAUCGUGCUGCUGGUUCUGCUAAAGGCAAACCAAAGAUUGAAGUUUAUGACAAGGAUCGAAAGACGGGUGCAGGGGGACUGAUAACCCCUGGGAAGACUUACAAUCCUGCGGCUGAUGCUGUUCUUGGACCAACUGAGUUAUCAUCAGAGAAAGAGAAAAAUGAGCAGGAAAAGAGGAAGGAUGAAGAAGCAGGUGAUGACACUCCUAUGAAUGGUGUGGAGAAGAAAAAGAAGAAGAAGAAGAAGGGGACUGAUAUAGAGGAUACUCAUGCUGCAGAAGAUGGUGUUGCUGGACCUGAAAGUGAAGUGGUUGGAAAGAAGGAAAAGAAGAAAAAGAAGAAACAUGCUGCUGAAGAUGCUGAGCUACAGAAUGAAAAUAUUGAAGCGGGAGAGAAGAAGAAAAAGAAGAGUGUUCUGUCCUUUCUGUGUAGCUAUUGCCACAUCCAUGAUUAUAGUUCCUUCAACUUCAUUGCCCUGGCUUUGUUGUUCAUGCAUGUAUGUUGUUUCUUCUGUGCUCUUCCUUCCUUUCUAUUUCUCCACUUCCACUUGCUCCAACCAUUCUUUUUGUGCUCUUUCUACUGUUCUAAUUGGUGUGGAUCUAUUUGA
Messenger RNA from Coffea arabica (coffee), 762 nucleotides. RefSeq lists its product as uncharacterized. Gene Ontology annotation, molecular function: snoRNA binding. NCBI's taxonomy places the organism in Eukaryota, Viridiplantae, Streptophyta, Magnoliopsida, Gentianales, Rubiaceae. Gene Ontology annotation, cellular component: small-subunit processome; box C/D methylation guide snoRNP complex. The record is from RefSeq and is a predicted model, not a curated record.